This is a messenger RNA of Colletotrichum siamense, 1722 nucleotides long. RefSeq lists its product as uncharacterized. The coding region runs from base 1 to 1722 and encodes 573 amino acids. The record is from RefSeq and is a predicted model, not a curated record. NCBI's taxonomy places the organism in Eukaryota, Fungi, Ascomycota, Sordariomycetes, Glomerellales, Glomerellaceae. The transcript is spliced from 2 exons.
AUGUACCGACGCCGGCGUCUUCCGGCAGACGAGAUCGUCGGCAGCAUUCGAGGGUUCGACCCCACGAAGGACUUCACCUACACCAAAGCCAGGGUGCGGAUCGAGGAGCACAUUCGCAUCGGCACGAAUCAAAAGUCUCAGAUCUUUGGUCUCAGCAUCGUGAAGGCUCCGUUGGAUGAGCGUCCGGCAACCGAACAGCAGUCCCUCUACCACCCUGUCGGAUCUGGCCAGCCCAUCACCUGGAACCUCGUCGGCAAGGCGGUCGAUGCGGAAUACGCCUCGAGCGGUUCCAUGGGAGUUAAACAGAUUGAAGAAGCGGCUGACGGGCGUUUCUACGGCACUUGGGUCAUGGAGAUUGACGACGGAUUUGAUGGUGAGGGUCUCCAGGUGAAAAGAUACGUCUGUGUCUUGCUCCUUGAGUACAUUCACGGCUACUCCAUCGAUGAGCUCUGUUAUCGCAGUGAGGAGGACGAGGGCUACUUUGGCAAGGUGGCCGGCUUCCAACGGGUCGACAACACCUGGACCAAUGUCUGGAUGGAUGAACCGACUCGAGCGCUCGUCAUCAAGAAGAUGCUUCACGGCGUCGUUGUCGGCAUGCACCACGGCGUCCAACACCACGAAGCCAACCCGGAGAACGUCUUCAUGACUCUGCGGGACGGCACCAACAACACCGACCUGGACGAGCCUCGUGUGGUUCUCCUCGAUCACACCGCUACCCAGGUCUGGCGCAAGACCGUCGAUUCACAUUUCUACGGAAGAACACACUGUCUUGAGAAGCUCCCGUACCCUCUUCAUCCCAAGCAGGGUUGUAGCGUGGUGGCACUCGAGGACUACGUAGGGUGGUGGCCUCCGGCUCCCGAGGACCGUCCUGGUGAAGACUUGAAUGAGAUGUUUGACGCAUGGAUGCUCAGCGAGGACGUGUUUGGUCCGUUGGAAGAGGCGCGCGAUGUUGAAGCGGGCUUGCAAGGGCAGGAGUGGCCGCACAAGUACGCAAAGUACUCCACAUUCGAUACGCUGGACGUUAUCGAGGCGCAGGAGCCUCGGGAGAUGAGGAAGAAGGCGAUACGCGAGGUGAUUAUCCCCAAGGUCCUUUCGUACUUGCGCAUGAUGAAAGAUGAAGGUCGGGCGGAGCUUGAAGAUCAGGAGAAGAUUUCUGAAGAGAGCGAUGACGAGUCUUUCGAAGACAGUAGUUCGUCUCUUGAGGAGUAUACUAGACAUCUUCAAGGGAGGAACGAGUUUCUCGAACAGCACAUCAAAUCCCUCGAAGAGAGAUACGAAGCUCUCGAGAAGGGAAACAGACUUCUUGAGGAGAAGCUUGAGGCGCUCAGUCCAGAAGAGUCUUCCGCGAGCUCACGGCGUUCCUUGUCUAAUUCCCAGCCUCCGCGAAACCAACAGCCUCAACCUGAGCAAAUUCCCCGCCGCCCAGCCGAGCCGUCUUUUAGCCCCAAAGCUCUGUACGACGAAUUUCUCUCUUCCAUCGGUAUAGACAGUUCGAUGCAUCCGUUUACACCACCCAGUUCCUCUCCUAGUCCUCUUCAGGAUAGAGCAUCAGUAGAAGGAUCAUCUAGUUUUGGCGAAAGCCCUAGUCCUCCCUCAGCUAUUAGAAGAGGUGGAAAUCGCAGCAAGAAGUCAGUUCAAUGGCAGGACAUGGAAGGGGAAGUAGAAGUAGAGAAGGAAACAGAUGGUUUGGUGCGAUGUGAGCAGGUAGCCGCAGCACACUAG